Molecule: messenger RNA, 2140 nt
Organism: Mytilus californianus (California mussel)
Lineage: Eukaryota; Metazoa; Mollusca; Bivalvia; Mytilida; Mytilidae
Exons: 9
Coding region: 148-1992 (614 amino acids)
Source: RefSeq, a predicted model, not a curated record
CGUGUCAUAUCAGUCAAGGUCUUCUACACACAACAUGUGUAUACAAAGGUACUUUGUGUCAACUGUUCACACUUACGACUGUAAUAUAAAGGGUUAAGGGCUAUAUAUAACAAAAUAACAGAUUAUUUUUCAUGUAAACAAUACAAGAUGUUGGAUUUGGGAUUUGUGAAGAAAGAUUUUACAUCUUUGAUUGGAAACAUCCAUCCAUGGAUGCUGAGUCAUUUUGUUAUGUGGUUGGAUAUAAAAGUUGCAGAGUACAAAGUGUAUGGCCAUAUGGUUCUAGAUGAUACUCCCAAUGACACUCCACAAUGGUUGAGAGGUUAUAAGUCAUCUGAUGUGUUGGAUGUGGUAAAGUCCCGUGAAAAUGAUGAGUCAAGGUCACAUUCUGAAGGAUCUUCAAGUAGACCAGCUUUAACACUUGAGUCACCUUCACCUGCAAAGCAGACUAGAUUGAGUACAUCAUCAUCACUUAAUCAGUCAUGUGAUCAUAGUAGUUUUCCUCAGUCUCACCAAACACCACAAAGACAAAUAUCACCAUAUUCACAAACACACCAAAGUUUGCCUACAUUAGUAAAACAUUCUCCGAUUUACAGAAAGGAAAAACCAACAUCAGCGGAGCAUUCUAGUGAAAAUAAAAUUCUUCCAUGUGACAAUGAAAAUAGACGUGCACAUUAUAGAACACAACAAUACAUGGACAUGAUAGGUGAGAGAGACUUCACACAGGGACUUAGAAAUACACAGGUGUCCCAGAUACAACUUCAGGAAAGAUGGUCACAGGAAAUUGAAAAAAGUGUCAAUCAAGCUGGCGUCAUUAAAGACAGAAAUCUCUCAAGUCAGUCAAGUUUUAAUCCAGUUCAAGCGUCUAAACAGGAAGUCCCAUCAGAAACAAUGUCUAGAAGUACUAUAGUUCUAAAUGAACCACCAGAACACAUCAAGGAGCUCCAGAAAAGACUUACCUUUGAAGGUUCUCAGGAGGUACCUGGAAAGAAUGCUGGAAAUAUUUCAUCAGAAUCCACUAUUCAAGAUAUAAUAAAAAUAGAGUUAUCGUCAGAUGAAGAAUCUCAGACAGGCAAUUCUGAAAGUCAACAAGGGGAAAUGACUUGCUUAGAUACUGGACAGACUGAGACUAAUUUAGAUGGCUGUAUGGAAUUUGAUCCAAAUGACCAUUUACUACAGGAAACUAAUUUAAAGGAAUUAGCUGAUGAUAUAAUUCCAGUACCUGUAUCACUGUACUCAAAUGAUGUAAGACCUGCAAAUCCAACAAAUGCUGGUUCCAGGAUGGAAGAUGAGGCUUCUUGGAAAAGUAAAAAAUGGGAAUAUUUUGAAAAAUUACGGAAAUCUCGAGGAUCAAGUUAUAUGGGUGCCAGAGUUCACUCCCAGUCAUUACAAACUGUAUUACCUUUUCCGGAUCCAUUUCCAUUGGAAAAGCUUCCAUAUGGAGCAAGGGCAAAAGAAAUGAUUAAUACUGGAAUAGUCAGCAGGCCGGGGAAAAUGCAAUUUCUAGAUACAAUCUUUAAUGAAGUUGUUAAAUACACAGGAUUAUAUCCAACACCGCAACAAAAAGUAGAAGUUGCUAAAGCCAUAGUGACUACUUUUCCAAAGCUUGACCAGAAAACAAAUCGAGGUCAAGCAUCAUCUCUUGAUUCCUGGAUUACAGUCCUCAGUGACAAAUACAGAAACGAAAGACGACUCCUGAAUCAUGGACAGUUCUAUAGAAAACCUAUAAACUAUGUAAGUCCUUGGAAAAAACGGCAGAAAAUUUCUCAGAGACAUACUUAUUCUCUUGCAAGACAUUCAGAUGAAACACCAGAGACCCAGGAAUUUCAAGAAGAAGCUCAGAAUCUAAAUUUAGAACUUCCAGACGAUGAACUAUCAAAUGCCAUAAAUGAACAGUUGCAUACCUUAGUUUCCAGAACAAUGGGAGACAACUCUGUUCUGGAUAUAGACAUUAAGACAGAACCAGUUGUUAUGAUAGAACCAGGAGGUCAAUAAAAAUAAAGUUAUUAUUUGAUUUUUUCAUAAAAGAUAAGAAUCAACAAGAAAAAAGACAUGUUAUAAAUGGCAGCUUAUUAUUUUUUUGGGGAUGGGGAGGGGGAGAUAACCUUUUCAUCCAAUCAUGAAAAUAAAAAACUCAUUGGCA